Molecule: messenger RNA, 1566 nt
Organism: Diorhabda sublineata
Lineage: Eukaryota; Metazoa; Arthropoda; Insecta; Coleoptera; Chrysomelidae
Product: spermine oxidase
Exons: 7
Coding region: 1-1566 (521 amino acids)
Molecular function (GO): polyamine oxidase activity
Source: RefSeq, a predicted model, not a curated record
AUGUUUACAAUAGCUGUGGUACCGAUACUUACACGAAUUUUAAUAAAGAAUCACAGUCAUAAAGAAAAUAAUAAAUGUACCAAGCCAGACGUGCAUGUUUGUACCAUUUCUGAAUGUAUGGUGGAUCCUUGUAAACCAGAACCAUCUGUGGUAAUCGUAGGUGCUGGGAUAGCUGGGCUAUCAGCUGCUCAAAGACUUGUUCAAUGUGGUAUCAGCAACUUUACUGUACUAGAAGCAACUGACAGACCUGGUGGAAGGAUCCAUUCCUGUUGGCUUGGCGAUGUCAUCGCCGAAUUGGGUUGUGCAAAUAUUUCAGGAGCUUGCGUCGCCAAUCCGGUUUUCAAUCUAGCAGCGCAAGAAGGUCUGUUAAAACCGCCUUUGAAUCCAGUGAAUCCAUGUAAAGGACUUUAUUGUACCAGCGAAGGACGUGCUAUAGAUUACGCAACCUCUAUGGUAGCCUACCAUACUUUCAAAGCCUUACAACAGGAAGCUAAUAGUUUGUUUAACAUGGGAAGCGGAAAGGAACACGGAUCAUUGAGAAAUUUUUUAUAUUUGAGGAUCCAACAGGAGAUUCAAAAAUUUCCGGAACAGCAACGUUACGACGUUUCCAGAAUACUUUAUGGAUUGACUAACAAUUUGAGAUACGAAGUGGGAGAUGACUUGAAUAAUGUUAGCGCCGAUAAUAUUGGUAGUUUAGUUGAAAUACCUGGUGGAAAAAUUGGAGUACCUUUCGGAUUCGUCGGAGUAUUGAGUCCUUUGUUAAAAGAUCUCCCCGAAUGUUGUUUGAAAUUCAACAAACCAGUGGGUCUAAUCAGAUGGGGAGCGGUCCAAGGAAGAAAUAAAGGACCUAGAGCGAUUGUUCAAUGUUGUGAUAGCGAAGAAUUUUGCGCAGACUAUGUCAUAAUUACCGUUUCGUUGGGAGUAUUGAAAGAACACGGAGAAAAAUUAUUUUGUCCGGCUCUACCGUCACCUAAAAUAGACGCUAUUCAUUCGCUUGGUUAUGGUAACGUUGAUAAGAUAUUCUUGGAUUACGAUCGGCCGUUUUGGGUAUGGUCGAACGGUACUAUUAAAUUCGCGUGGUCUCAAAACGAACUAGCCCAUCGAACUGAUUGGACGAAAGGUAUAAGCGUCAUAGAAGAAGUCGAAGGUAGCAAACACGUACUUUGCGCUUACAUCAGCGGACCGGAAGCUGUUGUAAUGGAACAUGCUACAGACGAAGAAGUCGCCGAAGGAAUAACGAAAUUACUCAGAAAAUUUACCGGUGACGCUUCUUUACCUUAUCCCUCGACUAUUUUGAGAUCCAAAUGGUCUUCUGAUCCGUAUUUCUGCGGUGCUAAAAGUUAUAUGAAUUUGAAAUCGAAUAUAGGGCAUCAGUGUGAUCUAAGUAGUCCCGUACCAGGUACAUGUGAUCCCGUACCGCCGAUUUUACUUUUCGCAGGUGAAGCAACGUGCGCCGGACACCAUUCAACCGUUCACGGAGCUAGAUUGAGCGGUAUAAGGGAAGCGGAGAGGGUGAUACAACUUACCAAACAAUAUGGCGGACCUCCUCCUGGCGAAUGUAACUAA